Theobroma umbraticum is the source of this 2296-nucleotide messenger RNA. Its product is annotated as serine/threonine-protein kinase Nek6. Gene Ontology annotation, biological process: microtubule-based process; protein phosphorylation. Gene Ontology annotation, molecular function: protein serine/threonine kinase activity; ATP binding. Gene Ontology annotation, cellular component: cortical microtubule. NCBI's taxonomy places the organism in Eukaryota, Viridiplantae, Streptophyta, Magnoliopsida, Malvales, Malvaceae. The record is from RefSeq and is a predicted model, not a curated record.
UUGCUUUUGCCUCAAAUCUUCCCUCCCUUUGCAGUUUAAACUUCCUUCUUAUUCUUGUUUAAUUUUCUUCAAACCCAAUCAUCCCAUCUCUCUCUCCAAGUUUUCUUCAGCUUUCGCAUUUCCAACAAUUCUUCCUGCUACAACUUUUCUUGUUUGGAUUCUGGUAUGAUCUUUAAAUUCCAUUUAAUGCUGCGGUGGACAUGUAGCCUUCAUAUUCCAGAGCCUGAAAACUACCCAACAUUAACGCAAAAAAGCUUAGAGUAACCAGUGAACAUUGGAAGAAAAGCUUUUCACUUAUGCUCCACAGGCUCUGAAGGUGCUCAUGGAGAAGAAAAACAAAGAAAUGAAGUCGAAAAUGGAUGACUACCAAGUAAUAGAGCAGAUUGGAAGAGGAGCUUUUGGGGCUGCAUUUCUUGUUCAUCAUAAAGCUGAGAAAAAGAAGUAUGUAUUGAAAAAGAUUCGUUUAGCUAAACAAACCGAGAAGCUUAAACGUACAGCACAUCAAGAGAUGAAUUUGAUAGCAAAGCUUCAUAAUCCAUAUAUUGUGGAGUACAAGGAUGGAUGGGUGGAAAAGGAAUCCUAUGUUUGUAUUGUCACUAGUUAUUGUGAGGGAGGAGACAUGGCUGAGAUGAUAAAGAAAAGUAGAGGGACAUUCCUUCCAGAAAAGAAGCUUUGCAAAUGGCUGACACAACUGUUGCUGGCAGUCGACUACCUCCACUCUAACCGUGUCCUUCACAGGGAUCUGAAAUGCUCUAACAUUUUCCUUACGAAAGACAACGACAUUCGGUUAGGUGACUUUGGACUAGCAAAACUGCUAAACAAAGAGGAUCUCACUUCAACGGUUGUGGGCACUCCAAACUACAUGUGCCCAGAGCUUCUUGCGGAUAUACCAUAUGGCUACAAAUCAGAUAUAUGGUCCCUAGGUUGCUGCAUGUUUGAAAUAGCUGCCCAUCAACCUGCAUUCAGAGCUUCCGAUAUGGCGGGGCUCGUCAACAAAAUCAAUCGAUCCUCCAUUUCUCCACUCCCAACAGUGUAUUCCUCUACUCUGAAGCAAGUGAUCAAAACCAUGCUAAGAAAGAACCCAGAGCACAGACCAACAGCUGCAGAGCUGUUGAGGCAUCCACAUUUACAACCAUAUCUUGUCCAAUGCCAGAAUCUAUCUCCUGUCUUUCUCCCAGUAAAGUCUGAACAAAGCGUCAAGGGUAAGCCAAAAGGAAGCCCUUUUUCCAACAAAUAUGGCAGUGGGAAUUCCAAAGGUGAAAGGGCAAGCCCCCCAAAAGAGUUGGGAAUUGUUCACCAUGGAAAAGCUGAUGCAUUUAUGGUACAUCUUCUUGCAAAUGAUGCCAGUAACUCAAGAAUAAUCUUGGAGUGUACAUCAAGUGCUCAUCACAAAGAAGCACAACAAGAAUUUACCUCUGAGUGUUCCGAGGUAUUGCAGGAGCAGGAACCAUUUCAACUUAUUGAAGAAGCUGGUAGAGAAGGUAAGAUUGAUAAUGAGAGCCAUUACAGGAGAUUGGAAAUUGUGGAUUCCAUAGGUAAUGGUGCUCUUACUAGUUACAAAAAGGCAGAGACAAAUAACAGCUUUGAACAUGACAAGAUGCUCAGGCGCUGUUCACAUGCGGGAAAAAAUCCCGACUUGUAUUCAGUGAGUGCUCCGCAAAAGACAACAUUACCAAGUAGAAGGAUACUUCCAUGCGGAAAUCAAGUUAGAGCAAAAGAACAUAACUUCAGCAGUUCCAAGCAAGUGAGGAAAGAAAAUAUGCAAGAGCUAAGCAGAAGUACUUCUGACUUCUCAAUAAUGAGUACGCUAACCAUACUGCAUGAUUAUGAAAGAAAGAUCAAGCAGGAUCCUCAGAGCCAACAAAGAGCAGAAGCUCUGGAAUCGCUGCUGGAGAUUUGUGCAAGUUUACUUAGGCAGGAAAGACUUGAGGAACUUGCCGGUGUGCUAAGACCAUUUGGGGAAGAAGCUGUCUCAUCAAGAGAAACGGCAAUUUGGUUGACAAAGAGCCUAAUGAAUGCUAAAAGCAAAAUACCAAUGGACCAUAGAAAAUGAUAACUUAAACAAUCGACCAAUACAUGGUAGUAACUAUUGGUUCACCAAGUAGGUAACUUAUGCUUUCAAUCUGAUAUAGAUUUGUCUCCAUCUGUACGUGUCUCUCAGUUAAGCAUCAUGUUUGUAGAGCAACAUUUUCUCAUAUGUUGCUUAAAAAAUGCCAUGAUUAGACAUCUACUGACAGCAUAAUCUGUACAUUGUAUUCAUAUUUUGAACCACAGAAGUAUUGCUGAUUUUUGCCUA